Messenger RNA from Colius striatus (speckled mousebird), 1334 nucleotides. It is a transcript of the gene IFT46, whose product is annotated as intraflagellar transport 46. Lineage: Eukaryota; Metazoa; Chordata; Aves; Coliiformes; Coliidae. The transcript is spliced from 11 exons. The record is from RefSeq and is a predicted model, not a curated record. Gene Ontology annotation, biological process: cilium assembly; intraciliary transport. Bases 22 to 1092 code for a protein of 356 amino acids. Gene Ontology annotation, cellular component: motile cilium; intraciliary transport particle B; centrosome.
GGCCGGGGCGCUCGCGUUGCCAUGGCCGCGGCGCGGCGGCGGCCGCGGGCGAAGCGCCUGGUCGACAACCAGCCGUACGACGAGAGCCUGGAGCUGGAGGAGGGCGACGAGAAGGGCGGCGCGGGCCGCCCCCGGAGCCGCCGGCGGGCGGGACGGGCCGGGGCGGGCGGCGGCGGGGCCGAGCGCAGCAGCGACGACGAGGGCAGCGGCGGCAAGGGGCCGGCGGCCCGCUCGGCCUCCCCCGCCGCCGCCAGCGACAGCGAGGAUGAUGAUGAUGAUGAUGAUGACGAUGAGGACGAGGAGGAUUCUUCCGAAACCGACUCGGAGGAGGAAGCAGAGGAGCAGGGGGCCGCGCUGGACGGGGACUUCAAUCUAGCAGAUUAUGACUACCUACCCGUGUCUUCUGAGAUCAAAGAACUGUUUGAGUACAUCAAGAGGUACACUCCCAAAACAAUAGAGAUUGAGCACAAACUGCAGCCUUUUAUCCCGGACUUUAUUCCUGCAGUUGGAGAUAUUGAUGCAUUCCUAAAGGUUCCCCGCCCCGAUGGGAAGCCCGACAACCUGGGGCUGCUGGUCCUGGACGAGCCCUCGACCAAGCAGUCGGAUCCCACUGUCCUGUCCCUCUGGCUGUCCGAGAACUCCAAGCAGCACAACAUCACACAGCAAAUAAAAGUGAAGAGUUUGGAGGAUGCCGAGCAGAAUCCCAAAGCCAUUGACAGCUGGAUUGAAAGUAUCAACGAGCUGCACCGCUGCAAACCUCCAGCCACAGUGCAUUACAGCAGGCCAAUGCCUGACAUCGAGACUCUGAUGCAGGAGUGGUCCCCAGAAUUUGAGGAGCUCUUGGGAAAGGUGGGGCUCCCGACAGCAGAGAUGAGCUGCGACCUGCCCGAGUACGUCGACAUGCUGUGCGCCAUUCUGGACAUCCCUGUGUACAAGAGUCGGAUACAGCCUCUGCAUGUGCUCUUCUCCCUCUACUCCGAGUUCAAGAACUCGCAGCAUUUCAAGCCCCUAGCUGAGGGGAAGAAGGGCAGGAGCCCACCAUCCAACCCACCUUCACAAGCAGCAGACGCAGAAGUCUUCAGCUUCCCUUGAGGCUUCAGGGUGAACCCUCAUCUCGUGGGUCAGCGUGUGCUGCUGGACACCGAGGUGUGACGACGCAGCCUGUGAAGCAGCGCAGCACCUGAGCAGCCUCUCUGCUUUUACAGACACCGCCAAGCUGCGCCACAUUCACAGAGGAGGACUUUCCUCACCACGUUGAUUGCAGAAGCUGCCUGACAGCCCUAUUUCUGACCUGUUUCCAAUGGUUCAGCAUUAAAAAUAGCUCUUCCCCAUGA